Molecule: messenger RNA, 2709 nt
Organism: Cylicocyclus nassatus
Lineage: Eukaryota; Metazoa; Nematoda; Chromadorea; Rhabditida; Strongylidae
Source: the annotation of a GenBank genome assembly
AUGAUUGCUACAAAUCUGGCUUUUAUCGGGACGAAGCAUUUUGACUUUACUCGUAAAUAUGUUGAUCUCACUGUCUUCAUUAGUGCAAUAGUAGGGAUGUAUCGUCUGGUGUUUCUAUUAUAUUGUGCAAAUGCUGCUUCAGUAUCAAGAAAGCAAGAGUUACAACCAGAAGUUGGUAAAUUUACCAUACAGAUGAUUGGCUACUCACCUACGCAGCACGAUGAUUAUGUCGCAGUCGCACGGCCAGCACCCGAGGGCUAUAUAAUCGGCUUCGAGCCGCUUGCACAUGCCGAUCGAAUACAUCACAUAUUGCUCUAUGGAUGCGCCGAACCGGCACGUCCUAAUGCAUUUUGGAAAGGAGGCGAUACAUGCGGAGUCGGUGCAACGCAUAUCCUCUAUGCUUGGGCAAGAAAUGCACCGAGUCUUGUGCUACCAAAUAAUGUAGCAUUCAGUGUCGGGCAUGAAGAGGAUGGCAUCAAGCAUUUUGUGAUGCAGGUUCAUUAUGCUCAACCUUUUGGUGGAGAUGUAGUCGACUUUUCGGGAGUCACGCUGCAUAUGACUCAUAAAAAGCCGGCCAAUCUUGCUGCUGUUCUUCUUUUUGUCUCUGGCGAGCCUAUACCUCCAAUGAGAAGCCAAGUUCAGAUUAAUACAAGCUGUGAGUACGACAAGGAAAUCGACCUGCAUCCGUUUGCUUUCCGAACACAUACUCAUGCUAUGGGACGAGUGGUGUCAGCAUUUUACAAACAUGAUGGACAAUGGAACAAAAUUGGAGUUAGAAAUCCGCAAUGGCCUCAGUUGUUCGAGACUAUCACCCACAAUCCAGUGAUCAAGAAAGGAGAUCUGAUGGCAUCAACGUGCCGUUUCGAUUCACAUGACAAGAAAGUUGCAGUGUCUAUGGGGUCUAUGGGAGUCAAUGAGAUGUGCAACUUUUACAUGAUGUUCUACUACAAUGCCAGUGAAGAAAAUCCAUUCCCAUGGGGAGCUAUCUGCGCAGGCCGCGAUCGAAUUGAAGAAAUGCAAAACGGUUAUCCUAAAGAAGGCACACAAUUACUACCAUCACGACCGGAACUUGAGCAUCAUGCACAUCAAAGCUCGGUACCUUUCGGGGUAGUCGAAGAAGGAGCGUUUACAAGCAUCGGAGGUGUGAAACUAGGCCAGAUUGGUGGCUUAUCAUUCCAAGAUGAGAACACUCUAGUCAUCUUCCAUAGAGCGGACCGAGUGUGGGAUCAAAACUCAUUUGAUCAGUAUAAUGUGCUGAUGGGUGAAAAUAGACUGCCAAUCAAGGACGAUGUGAUUUUGAUUGUUAGCUUCAACGGUAAUGAAACUCGUCUACUAAAGAAGCUAGGAAGGAACAGAUUCUAUAUGCCACAUGGAAUCCAUGUAGACCGGGAUGGCUAUUUGUAUACUACAGACGUAGGAUCGCAUACUGUAGCGAAAUGGAGGAUCAAUGGAAACGACCUUGAUCUGGUUUGGGAGAGUGGACAUAAAAUGUUACCGGAUGCCGACGCAAACCAUUUCUGCAAGCCAGCUGGUGUUGUCAAAACCGACGAUGGUGUUUUCGUCGCUGACGGAUACUGCAACAGCCGCAUCGUACAACUAGACGCUGCUACUGCAAAAAGAAUGGGCCAGUUUGGUCUGCCUGGCAAUGGUCCAGCUCAAUUUGCUCUUCCGCAUGAUAUCGUUGCCUCAUCGGCUGGCGGCGGCCAUUUGUUUGUGGCUGACCGUGAGAACGGAAGAGUGCAAGAGUUGUCUAUAACGGGAGAUUUUAUAAUGCAAUGGGCUGCUAGCCUUUUCACAAACAUCUACUCUGUAGAUACAUACAAUGAUUACGUUUUCAUGGUCCCUGGACGAGCUGAUCGUGAAGUUGGCCCUGCUCGUGUAUUUGUCGGUCGGGCUGGCACUGGCCUCAUUGAGUACGGUUUCGGGCCUACCAGUCAUCCUUUUGGCCAAGCUCACGCACUUCGUGUAUCACCUAGUGGAGACCGUAUUGCAGUUGGAGACAUUUCUAAGCCCACAUUGUUUAUGUUCAGGAUGCAGCGCGAAGGAAGUCCCACGAUAUCUUCACAUAGUUCGUACGCUUUUUCGAGCGCAUUCCAUGCUGCAUCCAAGACAGCGAAGGGAGUGUCGUUUAUUUUGUUAGCAAUUGCAUUUGCAAUGCUUGCUGCUGGAUUCGUCGUCAUGCGCAGAAGGGCGGCUUCAAAACGAGGUGUCGAAAAGUUUGAUAAGAAGGGUUUCAAACCACUUAGUACGGAUGAAACGGUCGGAUUAGUAAGCGACUCUGACAUUCCGUUUGUAGAGUUGUUGGUGAUCACAAAAGGACACGAUCCGAACUUAUCCUCGAUUCGAGAUUGCUUUCUGGUUUAUUUGAAAGUGCUCCAAAACUCCUUUCUAUUUGUCAGCUUAGAAGCAGAAGAAGAGUUCAUGCAAAUCGAUUUUUUGAACAUCGCAGGAACAUACUGGCGCAAAACAGAAUCCGCGGUUGAUGGAGAAUACAACGAAAUGUAUGUCAUGCCCACGAAUAAAGAAACUGAAAAAUUGACCUGUCACGAUGGUUCACAUAAUGGAGAUAGAAAUAUGGUUGGAAUGUUGCAUUGUGAGCUCGAAAGCGGCCUAAUCGUUUUUGUAUUUUCCAGAAUCUUGGCAGAGGCCUGUGUAGAGAAACGUUCGAGUUUUGCACGUUCUGAACGAAAUGACAACAAACAAACCUGA